AUGGGUCGCCCUCGAGCUACCCAGCGCUUCGAUGAAUACUACCGCUGCUACCCUCUGGCCAUGGCACCCGGAGCGGAGCGGCCGGAGCUCAACUACGGCUCAAAGAUCUUCCUCCCGCCUUCAGCCCUCGACAAGGUGUCACGGUUGCACGUCCAGUGGCCAAUAAUGUUGGAGCUCUUCAACGGGGAGAAGGGAAAGCACACACACGGCGGUGUCCUGGAGUUUGUGGCCGAAGAAGGAAGGGCCUACGUUCCGUACUGGAUGAUGAAAAGCCUCGAGCUCGAAGUCGGCGAUAUGAUCCAGAUCAGGACAACCUCCCUGGAGCUAGCGAAGCUGGUAAAGCUUCAGCCUCAGUCUACCAACUUCCUCGACAUCAGCGAUCCUCGCGCCGUUCUCGAAAAGGCAUUCCGCAACUUCGCAGCGCUAACCAAGGGCGAUGUGUUCAAUUUCGAAUACAAUGACGAAGUCUACUACAUGGCGGUUUUAGAUGUGAAGCCUGAGACUGACAAGAUGGGCGUCAGUAUGAUAGAGACGGAUGUUAGCGUCGACUUUGCACCGCCCGUUGGCUACGUGGAGCCCGAGAAACAACCUCGCGGAAGCGGCACGAGCACACCUCGUAGCGCGCGCGGAGGGGGUUUCGGUCCUGGCGUACCUGUCGGCGGUCUGAUGCACAACCAAGGCACCAUGGCACAAGCAAUCAACUACGAUGCCAUAGCUCCAAGUUCAAUGCUGGGGUCGGCUGGCAACUUUUUAGGAGAGGGUUUGCGUCUUAAGAGUAGCAAGGCAUCAACACCCAAGCCUGCGACCCCCGUGGCGGGAACAUCGACCAAUGUCGGUGGCGACUUUGGGUUGUUGCUAAAACGGCGGAGUGGCCCGCAGCCGCUUCGGCUACCCCCGAACAAGCUCUUUUUAGGCUACGAAAUCAAGCCUGUUAAGACUGCGGCCGAUAAGGAACAGGAAGCGGCAAAUGCUCUGCAGCCGCACUUUGCCGGGCAAGGCCAAACACUGAGAGGGGUAGUUAGGAGAAAGGGUGAUGACGAGGAUAAAACACCAGAGAGGCCAGAAAAGCAAGAAAAGAAGCCGCAAGACAGCAAAGGAAGAAGGCUGGAUGGGCGGAACGUUUGA
This is a messenger RNA of Lasiosphaeria miniovina, 1125 nucleotides long. RefSeq names its product ubiquitin fusion degradation protein UFD1-domain-containing protein. Gene Ontology annotation, molecular function: polyubiquitin modification-dependent protein binding. Lineage: Eukaryota; Fungi; Ascomycota; Sordariomycetes; Sordariales; Lasiosphaeriaceae. The record is from RefSeq and is a predicted model, not a curated record. The transcript has 2 exons. Gene Ontology annotation, cellular component: VCP-NPL4-UFD1 AAA ATPase complex. The coding region runs from base 1 to 1125 and encodes 374 amino acids.